AUGGUCCAGGUGCAAGAGCUGCUGGAGCGGAAGCUCCCGAAUGUCGGCAUGCCCUUCGACGCUCGAGGCCGUACUGUGGCUCCCCGGAUACGAGCCAGAAGAGUGGACCCGAAUUAUCAUGCAGCCACUGCGCGGACAAGGCUGGGCCUUUUGGACUUUGCAGCCCAUUUAUACCCUGGCGACCAGUCCGGUAGGGCCAUGCAGGCAGAAGCUGCCAAUGGGCUCCCAGGCACGUGCUGCCACAUUCCAGCCACUUGCAGCUUUGCCUCGUCUAGAAGUUUCAACCGAGCCAUCAUGCAGAGAUCUUCAAGGGUAGGCAGCUGCCUGCAAGUAGCUCCAGCUAGAUCUGAUGAAUGCCCGCCGGAGCUGCACGAGGCUGGAGCGCGCAGGAACUUGGCUCGCCACGAUCAUGCUGUUUUCGUUACAGCUACAGGCCGGUUGCCGUGGCUGUUCAAGGACCGAAAGUUCGGGCAGAUGACCUCAAGGACCACUUUGCAUCCACCUGCACACACGUGGCCCCUCGAACUUGCAAAGCUUGUUGCCCAGAUUCUCAGAGUCGGAAGCAGUCACGGAAGUCUGCAAAGGGCAGGCCAAGUCUUUUUUGCAGGGCUGGGACAGCUUUGCGCUGUCAGAGGUGGUCUUGGAAAGGAGCAGCGUCUCGCGGAUGCUGAAGCCCUCUUCAACGAUGCCCGCCGUGCAAGAAACUCACCGCCAUUACAUGCCCGAUCGACAUCCGAUCCCACGGUCUGCGAUCUUCCGUUUUGGGGGCCCACGCGGCAGGGCUGGAACUGGCUGAGCUGGAUGGCUAGUGGGCUGGAGGAUGUUUUAGCGAGGGGCACAGUGUUUGGCCGCCGGCUCGGGCGGCGCAGCUUGCAGCUGCCGUUGAGCAAGGUUUUCUCCAUUCUGCACUUGCAGAUCAUGCGGAGGCCCCUUGUGCCUGGCCAUGGCAGCAUAGCAAAGCUUCUGCGAAAUAAGUGUUUCAAGAAAGGUGACCAAGCGAGGAAUGCACAAGGAUGUGCAGUCAUAGGCAGAGGUGUUGUUGGAAGGGUUUCUGAUGCAAAAGCGCCGCCACCUUUAGCAAGCCGCUGGAUAGCCGCAGUGUUUGGCAACCGGAGCAGGCGUUUCUCCAUUCUGCACUUGCAGAUCAUGCGGAGGUUCCCUGACGGCUGGGACAGCUCUGUGCUGUCAGAGGUGGUCUUGGAAGGGCGCAGCGUCUCGCGGAUGCUGGAGCCCUCUUCAACGAUGCCCGCCGUGCAAGAAACUCACCGCCAUUACAUGCCCGAUCGACAUCCGAUCCCACGGUCUGCAAUCUUCCGUUUUGUGGGCCCACGCGGCAGGGCUGGAACUGGCUGA
Symbiodinium natans is the source of this 1353-nucleotide messenger RNA. The record is from the annotation of a GenBank genome assembly. Lineage: Eukaryota; Dinophyceae; Suessiales; Symbiodiniaceae.